Cololabis saira (Pacific saury) is the source of this 1569-nucleotide messenger RNA. It is a transcript of the gene rec114, whose product is annotated as REC114 meiotic recombination protein. The record is from RefSeq and is a predicted model, not a curated record. The transcript has 6 exons. NCBI's taxonomy places the organism in Eukaryota, Metazoa, Chordata, Actinopteri, Beloniformes, Belonidae. The coding region runs from base 7 to 660 and encodes 217 amino acids.
UCUGUCAUGGCUGCCAGUCACACCUGGAAGCUGAAACACUAUGGUCGCCUCGUCCUCUACUCGGGACAGAAAGCACCAAACACGUGGAAGAUCUUUAAGGCAGAGGGUGAUAAACCUGAAGUCGCCCUUACAAUUUUGGAGUCUGGAUAUUUAUUGGUCUUUCAAGGACAAGACUGCUUGGAUUCCAUCCCUUUGCUCUCUAUGUCUGAUUCUCUUAAAGUCCAACACAAAUGUGACAACCUGAUCUUUCGGUUUACUGUGCAGGGAAAGAGCCGCAUGAUAAGGAUGCAGUUUGAUGGAAGUAACAGGGCAGAGGCCAUAAAUGCUUGUUCAUGCGCUGCUGAAAACCUGAAGACGUACGUUCCUGUCACCACUCUGGAUGAUCAACCCCCUACUGAUGUCCCUGCCCCAGAAACACAGAAAUAUCCGGAAGCGACUGUGGACAAUGAGCCUGAGGUCGGCCAAGGAUAUUUGUCUGUCAAACAUCUUAUCAAGGACUUCUUGGGAGAGACUGCUGUGAGCCUCCCUCAGAUCUACCAUCACAGUCCUUUGGCGGGAGGUGACUUGGAAGGCAUCCUGCGUGUUUGUCUGCUGGAUCCCCACUUCCAUGUAUUUGUAGAGAGGGUCGAAGGUGAGCUGAAGAAACUGCUUCAAGAGUAGGAAAUCUCAACAACAGCCAAAGGCAGCAUGGUCAAGCAAGUUCAUUGCAUCUUUUCUGUUUGUUUGUUUUUAGAAGUGUUUGUGUAGGCUGUGCCUGUUGGUGGUAAAACAACUUUGGCUUUGCUUGCAGUGUUCUCUGAACUGUUAGCUCAUAUAUCGUUCAGUUGGGAUGGUUUUGAUAAUAGUGAAAUACAAAUAAUUAAAAAAAACUAAUGUUUUUCACAUUUUUAUUCAGAAAAAAAAUAUUGUUUUCACUCAUAUGUUUGAUCGUGGCUAUAUACUCUGGUCCCUUUGAUCGCCAACUUAAUUCAGGUCCAUUUCCACUGCAACACACAUGGAUACAUUGUAUUUAAACAGGAGUCAUGCAGCUACAGCUGUGAAUGUUGCUAUGCCAGCUUCCAAGUGAUCCCACAAUAUUAAAGCUUCACUGAGUUAAAAACAAACUGCCCUCCAUAUAUCUAUUUAAGAAUACAUAUUGCAUAGGAUUAUAGCCAUGCUAUACAGUCAAAGAGAGAAAAAAAUAGAAAAUGAAAAUCAAUUAAUGAAAUUGGGAAAUAUAAAAAAAAUAUUUUUACAGAUUUUUCUAUCAUUUGAACACUCAUACUUCAACAUAUACAAGACACCUAAGUUACUCUGGAAAGAAAAUAUAAGUAAUACACAUAUUCUUCUUCUUCUUUUUUAAGAUAGUUAAACACACAUUUCUUUAAGUACUCUCAGUUAAAUUUAAAUACUGCCAGUCACUGAAGCCCUUGCUUCACAAUAAAAGUUCUGUUAAAAGUAGACUUCUUGUCACAAAGCAAAUAGGUAAAUGACAAUGAUAUGCUGUACAAAUUUUCAACAAUAAAAACUAUAUAUAUAUAUGUAUAUAUAUAUAUUAUAUUUAUAUAUAUAUAUAUAUUUAUAUAUAUA